AUGCUAUCAUCAACAAGGCAUGUUCUGCAAUAUUUAAUCCUUUUGUCCUCCUCUUCACAAUUGGCUUGUGGGACGGCAACUCCAGAUCUGGGCUGGAAAGCCGGUUGGAAGCCAGCUUCUUCAUCUCUGUCGGAUGCUCUUGCAUCAAAUGGUCUAACUAAUCUUCUCAAUGCGGACAAGACUCACUGGAGUCCUGAUUGUUCCAUAGAAACUGCUGUCAAGCGUAAAGAAUGGACCUCUUUGAAACCUGGCGAUCGAAAAGCCUAUACAGAUGCGGUUGUAUGCUUGAUAAAUAAACCAUCUCUAAUUAGCCAAUCUGCGAUGGCAUCUUCAGCGCCCGGGGUGAAGAGCAGAUAUGACGAUUUUACCGCAAUUCACAUCAAUACCACCAUGACAGUACAUGCGACGGCAAACUUUCUCGUAUGGCAUCGUUACUUUCUCCUCGCUUUCGAGACUGCACUCCGCGAUGAGUGCGGGUACAAAGAUUAUCUUCCGUACUGGAAUUGGGCAAUUACUGCCCUAGAUCCUAUCAAUUCACCUGUAUAUGAUGGAAGCGAGUUUUCGAUGGGUGGAAAUGGGGUGUACGAAGAACACAAUUGCACGAAUGGUUUGUUUAGCACUACUGAACCACCACUGGGCUGUAUUCCUGCGGGUGAGGGGGGUGGAUGUGUUGAGACUGGUCCUUUCAAGAAUUAUACUGUCAAUCUCUCGCCCAUGCGACCUAGUUAUCCAGAUCCAGCGCUCAAUGGGUCUCUGCCAGCACUCUCAUAUCUCCCACGAUGCUUGCGACGCGAUGUCAGCCCUUGGAUCUCGAGCAACUAUACGAGAGAUAUAGACAUUGCGAAUCUCAUCACCGAAAAUCCGGACGUCUGGUGGUUCCAAACCAUCUUUCAAGGAAAUGGCUUCCCCGGAGGCAAUUAUGGUGUUCAUGCUGGAGGUCACUUUACUGGAGGUGGUGAUCCAGGCGGAGACUUCUUCACUUCGCCGGGCGAGCCAGUAUUUUGGCUUCAUCACGCGAUGGUUGAUAGAACUUGGUGGAUAUGGCAAAAUCAAGACAUCGCAAAGCGACAGUAUGCCUUUGAAGGUACAAUCACCUUCAACGAUAGCCCGCCUAGCAGAAAUGGAACAUUAGAUGAUUGGCUUGAUAUUGGUAUUCUGGGAGAGCAGUUGAAGACAAGGGAUAUCAUGAACACUGUUGGAAACGGGUUGUGCUAUUUAUAUGUUUGA
Molecule: messenger RNA, 1227 nt
Organism: Glarea lozoyensis ATCC 20868
Lineage: Eukaryota; Fungi; Ascomycota; Leotiomycetes; Helotiales; Helotiaceae
Product: Di-copper centre-containing
Exons: 7
Coding region: 1-1227 (408 amino acids)
Molecular function (GO): oxidoreductase activity
Source: RefSeq, a predicted model, not a curated record